Sycon ciliatum is the source of this 6087-nucleotide messenger RNA. RefSeq lists its product as uncharacterized. NCBI's taxonomy places the organism in Eukaryota, Metazoa, Porifera, Calcarea, Leucosolenida, Sycettidae. Bases 235 to 4887 code for a protein of 1550 amino acids. The record is from RefSeq and is a predicted model, not a curated record. The transcript has 3 exons.
CAGCUGUCAAAUAUGCACAGCUGUCGUGUACGGGGAUUCUGAGCAUGCACGGAAACUGCUCAAAACGGAUCAAGUGAUGCACGCCACGCAGAAUUUGGAAAUUUUGAACUGAGUGAUCAGGUGACGGCGAACACAUUGUCAAAUUUCUUAUUGCACGUACAGCCAUUUCCUGUUCUUCCUUUCCUUAUGUCAAGCAAUGAUUGCGCGUUGUGUUAGGCCUUUGUCGUCCAGCUCAUGGCGUCCUCGCCUGCUUCUUCAGAGUCCCUAAACAAGCGCAGUACUCGCCAGUCCGUUGAAGUUCCUCGUAUCGAGCCAGGAAGGAAGAAUUGCAUAUUUUGUGGAUCCAUCCAGAAAAGAAUACCAGGUACCAACAAAAAGCAGAGUACUUCGCAGAUUUUGACACUCGAAGCUGAGGAAAGGCUGAGAAAAGCUGCUGCCAUACGGAAGGACGAGGGCAUUUCGAUUGCCAUUUCAGCAGUCAGUAGCCUCAUUGCAAGAGAGGCAUACUAUCACAAACAGUGUUACAACGAUUUUACAAGAGAGUCAUCCCUUGCACGAAUCCGUGACAGCACACCAGCUACAUCGACCCCAGCUACAUCGACCCUAGUCACUAGCUCGUCUGCAGGUAGCGCUGAGCAUGACCUGUCAACACCAAGACAAGAGGGAAACAUCGAAGACUUUUACCACCUAGUACACCAGUUGCUGUUUGUGGAACGCACUGCUGUUAGCAUUUCACGUCUUACGGCAGACUACAACGCGACAGUACAUGGAACUGCUAGGAAUGACAGAACCAAAGCUGCUAUCACAGAACGGUUUGGUGAAUCUGUCACUUUUGUGCGCCGUCCGUCCCGGAACAGGGCUGAGCUAGUUUUCGCUAAUGCCCAUGCCAGUGAGAUAAUAGCCAGUUUGUAUGCCGAGGUGGAAGAGGCGAGGGAUUCGGAUGGGGUUGAUGAUGAUAUUUGGGUGGAGGAGGACAAUGCAGCUAACACUUCAGGAGGUGAAGGUGUUGUAGCACAAGAUCGCCUGCGUAUUGUAUAUCACGCCGCACGUCUUUUACGGACUGCGUGCCAGGAGACAAAGGCCCAAGAGUCAAGCGGGGAAAUCCCAAGAGUUGCUGAAGCAAACGCAUGCUUACCCAGCCUACUCCACAACUUUCUGGCUUGGGUAGUGACUGACCAGCAUCAUGAUGACAUCGGUCAGGACAAAGUUGAUUUGGAUGAGCAGCUGCAACGUCACGUCUCCUCCAUUGGCCAGGAUUUGCUGUAUAUUACAUCAGGACUGCCGUGCCCCAAACAUGUUGUUCUGGGACUGACCCUACAUCACCUCUACCGGAGCGAGAAGCUGCUGAAAAUGCUUAACCGGUUUGGGCACACCAUUGCCUACUCCCAGGUUUUGGAAAGGGAGACUGCUAUGGCAGAGCGGCGAGUGCGAGACGGGUACAUAGUGGAUGCGUUACCGGGUGGCAUUGACCCCCACCGGCCAUUCUACCAUGUAGCAGAUAAUAACGACUUAAACGAGGAGACUCUGGACGGGAAAGGGACCACACACUGCACCAACACCGUUGUUGUCCAGCCCCGUGCUUCAUCUGUAAGCCGCCCUGACAGUGAUGUUUCUCCUGCUGAGCCAGCACGAAAACGCAAGCGUACGCUGGCCCUCGAACCUGAGGUUCUUCCCGAAUUAGUGUGCCCGACAAAAGUCAACCCAGAGCGCCGUGAGGCAGUUGACGUGGAGACGCUGGACACCUCACUGCCUCACUGUUCUGACGCGGUGGCCAUGGAUGACUUCAUCUGGCAGCUUGCACGGGCUUCAAAGGACGGUGACAUCGGCAACGUCAUUUUGUCCCGCACUGAUCAAGACCAGACAGUUCCAGCGUGGUCGGCAUUUAAUGCCCUGCUUCAACGCCAAUGCAUCCCACCACGGUCUGCCAUAGGUUACUGCCCUGUGGUCAACUCGUCACCAACUGACAUGUCAACAGUCUACGCCAUCCUCAGAAAGUGCCUUGGUCGAUGUGCCAAUGCUGGCCUCCCAUUUAGCAUCAUUGUAGUGGACCAAGCCAUUUACGCAAAGGCAUUGGACAUUAUUAACCACCGGCCUGACGAGUUCUCACCCGUGGUGCUGAGAUUGGGAGCGUUUCACGCAGCCUGCACGUUCCUCUCCAUCAUCGGGAAGCGUUUCCGUGAUGCAGGUCUCCUUGAUCUGUUCGUUGAGUCCGGGAUAGCUGGACCAUCUUCUGCCUCGUCUGCGUUAGACGGGACUCAAUACAACCGAGCUGUGCGUUUGCACAAGGUUGUUGCAGAGGCUUUGCAUCGGAUGCGGUGGCAGCAGUUCGUGCAAGAUGCGGAUCCCACGAUCAUCAACCUAGCAGCCCUCCGAUCUUCACUAACGUCUUCAUUCAAGGAGCUACAGUCUUGUGUCACCGAUGACAACUCGGCGUGCAUCACGGCAUCACCGGAGGCUGUGGAGUUGCACAAGCAGUAUACGGAGUACUGCCGGAAGCGGGCCGCUUCAUCAGAAAUGUUCAACUUCUGGUCUUCCUACAUUGCCAUGGUGAGCCUUCUGCUCCGGUUCUUGCGUGCAAGUCGAAUGGCAGAUUGGAAGCUCCAUCUGCAGUGCGUUUUGAAAAUGCUCCCUUGGUGCUUUGCGUACGACAGGCAAAACUAUGCCCGCUACAUGUCCUAUUAUUGGCUGCAAAUGACCCAGUUGCCAACAACACAUCCCGAAGCGGAUCGGUUCCUGCAAGAAGGAGGUUUCUCCGUCCAGCGCUCCGACAACCCAUUUGCUCAGGUCCCAUCUGACCAGGCCAUUGAACAGUCGAUAAACCGGGCCACAAAGACCGUGGGAGGCAUUAUUGGGUUCAGCCGCCAUCCAGCAACCGUGCAGAGAUGGGUGUUGACUGCACAUGACCGAGCCGCUGUGGCAGAUGUCUGUUCGGAGCACUGUGGUAUGGACAGUGGUACCGAGGAGCGAGAUACCCUGCACAAAGAGUGCCAGACAGGAAGAAUGGCUCGUGAUGAAAACGAUGUCGUGAGUGUGGUCGAGACUGUCAGCAAGUUUCUCAACCCAUUCGCAUCUGACGGCGAGGAACCGCUGCCUUUGACACAGUUCGCAUCUGGCAUUGAGGCACCCAAUGAUGUAGCCCAGGAUCUGCUCCAUGCCGAAUCUCGUGGACACAAGGCCUUCACGGCUUUUCUUAGCGAGAGACUGUUGUCUGGAGCAUCCGAGAAACAAUUCCACGAUCCACUGAAGAAGCUGCAGCUGAAGACCUUCACUCUGAAGAAGCAGAAGAAGAAGACUCCUGGAAGUGGUCAAGCCGAAAUUCUCCGGAGUGAUCGGUCAACAUUCUCCAGGAUUGCCCUCAUUGCGCAGACCAGGCAGAUGGAUAUGCGUCAUGUCCUGUCAUACCCACUUGGCCCCCUGCCCUGGGCUUUAGCAACAACGUCAGGAUCUCUGGUGAAGACCAGCAAGUCUGCCCUGCUGCCGUUGCUCACGGACAAGGCGAUUGUCGACGACAGUACACACCCACCUGAUGGUGCACUAAUAGUCGACGCCAUGGCACUGUUGAGGUCAAUGAAGACUUCCAGCUUGCCAUCCACGUUUGCCGAAUAUGCUGAGUGCAUCCUAGAUCGCCUGUGUAAGUUCUUUGCACGGUAUGCUCGAGUGGACUUUGUUGUUGAUACGUACCGGGAUAUGUCGAUCAAGAAUCUGGAACGUUCAUCACGGGCCGCUAGUGGGACUCUACGGCAGCAUAUCACUGGCGCUGAUCAACGGCUUCCCAGGCAGUUUGCCAAGUUCCUGGCAGUGGGUGACAACAAAGAGGAAUUGAUUGCAUUCCUCGCCGUACAGUGGCAGCGUCCUGCCAUGGUUGAGAAGGUGCCUGAGCAGAGGGAACUUGUCGUUACCAGCGGUAGCUCUUGUGUGAUGAUCAAACGUCAGGCAGGUGCUACAAGUGUCGUCCCUGUACCUGACUUGGAGUGCAGCCACGAGGAAGCGGACACCCGUCUCUUGUUGCAUGCAUCUCAUGCUGGAUCCGCAGGCUAUCCCACCGUCACGGUCAAGUCCCCGGACACUGAUGUAGCAGUUCUGGCUGCCUUCGCCCGCCAUUGCAUCUCUGGAAGAUUGUACUUCCUCACUGGGACUGGGAACAAGGUUCGAUGCAUCGACAUGGCAACUGUCAGCGACGAGCUUGGCCCAGAACUCUGCCAAGCACUGCCAGGCUUCCACGCCUUCACUGGGUGUGAUAGCACAAGUGCUUUUGCAUACCGCGGGAAGAAGGCUGCAUUGAAGAUUCUGCAAAGCACCGGUCCUGUUGGGUCUACAUCUCGGCAAGCAUUCACCUCCCUGGGGAAAGGCUUCGAACCACUGACAGCUGAUGUGCUCAUCAACCUUGAGACAUUUGUGUGCUCCUAUUACAAAGUCUCUGGUUGUAGCAGCGUCAAUGAUGCAAGGUAUGAGCUGUUCUGCACAAAGACCUUGCAGUCAAACCAGCUUCCACCAUGCAAAGAUGCCUUCCUGAAGCAUGCCGCGAGAGCUAACUACCAAGCUGCCAUUUGGCGCCAGUGCAUUGUGGCCCAGCCUGCGAUACCAGCACCACAAGAUAAUGGCCAAGGUUGGUGUCUUGACCAGAACGGUGAUCUAGCUGUGGACUGGCUUAGUAUACCACCCGCUCCCCACUCUGUCCUCGAGUUUCUCAGCUGUGGCUGUAAGACUGGCUGUGGAGGAGGCAAUUGCUCCUGCAGGCGUCACAUGCUCGUGUGUACAGAUGCUUGUAGCUGUCACCAUCAUGCUUCAGUUCCAUGCAAGAACUGCCCGGUGGAAUCUGCUCCUGGACAUGACGAAGUACAGGCCAUCGAUGAGGGAGAUCUUCCGUCUGACACCGAGCAGCAGUAAUUGAAUGAAUGGCAAGUGCGGAUCACGUCGGUUUACCCAGUAUGUGCUCAAAACUAGUGGACCGAUGCGGUUAAAAGUCAGGCACCUCUACUUGUUGCUUACACGUGUAUGUGCUGAGUGUUUUUGCUGGCUUCUGAAACAACGUAGUGUAUAGUGUAUAGUGUAUAACAAUGUAGUAUGAGUAUGUGGUUGGUAAUAAUGCAAAGCCAACAUCUUUGUUACGUCAGAUUUAUGUGCAUCUCUCGGCGUCCAUAUUUUGUUGGCCGCUUAGCAGAAUCUACUGUGCAUAGCAGCAUAUACUGUGCAUGUUCAGUUCCCCGCUCAAGUCCAUUACUGAGUUGGCAGCGAUUGCCGGAUAGCCCUCCCACAUUGUACAUUGUCCAAUGCCCAUGUGAUGGCAUACUCUUCUUUUUGUCUUUUUUAUAUUUUCUACGCCUUCAUUUUGAUUUGAUAACAGCCGAAGUUUGUUUCAGAUGAUGGCCCAGUCACAUGGAGAAGCCCACCUACAUGUGUAUUUCAUGUACAUUAUAAUACUUGUGAUGAGCACUCUGUUCUUUGCUUCUGAUGUACAUACGAUCCCCAAUGUGAUUUGGCUACAGCUCAUUACGAAAGACGAUCCAUGUAUUGGACAUAAUCUUAUCAGUGAUUGUAAUGCUAUUGUAUACCAAAGGGCAUUCUGAAUUGUAUUGUGAAACAAGGCCCACCAAGUGAUAAAGACUGUAAAAUGUCCAGGUAUAUCACGAGGGGAGAGCCUCCCCUUCCACCCCAUUCUGCAUCCCUAAUCGAGGGGCCGAGCACCCCCCUUCUACCCAACUACUGUACUUACAGUGCAAUGGUAUUGACCUUUUGUAUGCACACAAUUGUCGUACUGCGGGCGACCCGGCAGCAUGGGUUCUAGUUGCACGAUUAUCAUCAAACCUUGGAUACCGGUGGUUCUUGGUCUUUCUUUGGCAAUGCAAAAAACUGGAACUGCUUACAGCAUAGGAAAGGUGGUAAAAUUUGAAUUUCGACUUCCGUUACCAUGGCAACAUCAAAAUAAUAGUAUUCCUUUGAUUUGGUCAACUUAGGACAAGAAUCCCGGGACAAGAGAUACAUGAUAAGAAAGCCCUAGCACCACUCUAUCAUUUCGUAUAGUCAAACCUUGGUACCCUUCUGCUCGGAGCGAAAAGUACGAAUUUUGCACCCUGGCCUGCGGACUAC